GGUGUUGCUACGAAACAACUUCCUGUGUUUUGUUAUUGUAGUCUUCAUUUAAUCAUUUAAAAUUAAGUAGUUCUUUCAAACAAAUAUGCCUGCCAAAAAGAAGAAGAGUGGAAAGAAGGGCAAAAAGGGAAAGAAGUCAGGAAAGGCAAAAACCCCAACUGUCAUCGAUGGAAUCUCAACGGAAGAAAUGACAAAAGAGCAGCUGGAGGAGCACAUUCUUCGGCUGCGCGAAGAGUUGGACCGCGAGCGUGAGGAGCGGAACUACUUUCAGCUGGAGCGUGACAAGGUGAACACGUUCUGGGAGAUCACAAAACGCCAGCUUGAGGAGAAGAAGGCCGAGUUGCGCAACAAGGACAGAGAGAUGGAGGAUGCGGAAGAGAGGCACCAGAUUGAGAUCAAGGUUUACAAACAGAAAGUGAAGCACUUGUUAUAUGAGCACCAGAACAAUGUCUCAGAGUUGAAAGCAGAAGGGUCGGUUUCCCUCAGACUGGCUCAAGAUGAACACAGAGGCGACGAAUUGGAGUUGAGAAAAGAUAAACGGGCACUUAAAGUUUCCCUUAAAGAGCAGGAACUCUCACACGAAGAUAUCAUCAAAAAUCUCAAAAGGAAAAACGAUGAGGGCAUCACUGAGUUACGAGCGGAUUUUGAAAGGCGGGCACGUGAAAUCGAGGCCAAAUACGAGAAGAAGAUGCGUACAUUGAGAGAUGAGCUGGAUCUGCGGAGGAAAACAGAAAUACAUGAGAUUGAGGAGAGAAAGAAUGGACAGAUCAACUCCCUCAUGAAGAACCACGAAAAAGCCUUCAGUGACAUUAAGAACUAUUACAAUGACAUAACACUCAACAACUUGGCAUUAAUCAAUACCCUUAAAGAGCAAGUUGAGGAAAUGAAGAAGAAGGAUGAGCGGAUGGAGAAGCAGAUGGCUGAGAUCUCGGCAAAGAACAAGAUGCUCACCGAGCCACUACAGAAGGCACAAGAGGAGGUGGAGGAGCUCAAGAAGGAACUCUCUAACUACGAGAAGGACAAAGAGACACUCAGGAUGACAAAGGCACGUUUGAAGAUUGCAGAGGAGGAUAACAGGUCACUCAAGUGGGAACAUGAGGUGCUCGAACAGAGGUUUGAAAAGAUCCAGGAUGAGCGUGACGAGCUCUACCGCAAGUUUGUGAAGGCCGUACAUGAGGUGCAACAGAAGUCCAACUUCAAGAACCUUCUGCUGGAGAAGAAGCUCGGGGCUCUUGCGGACACGCUCGAGAAAAAGGAGGCCCAACUCAACGAGGUCUUAUCCGCCUCCAACCUCGACCCCACCGCCCUCACUGUUGUCACACGAAAACUCGAGGAUGUGCUGGAUUCAAAGAACAGCGCCAUCAAAGAUCUGCAGUAUGAGCUGGCUAGAGUCUGCAAGGCUCAUAAUGACUUACUGAGAACAUACGAGGCCAAGUUGAACCAGUUUGGAAUCCCUACAGAGGAGCUGGGCUUCAAGCCACUAGAGAGCACCGUCGGGGGUCAGUCGUUGGGGCAGGGGCCGGCUGGGCUCGUGUCCGCACCCUCAUGAUCACGCCACGUCUCUUUGUCACCUUUCAACAUCUUUCUAGUGGACUGACUAAUUUUCAUGUUUUAAAUUAUUUGACAUCAGUUCUAAAAAAUAUUUUUACCAAAAAAAUGUUAAAAAUUUCAUAUGGAGUACCUGAUAAAAAAAAUGUUUCGAACGUUUUUUGUUUUGUUUUUUAAUAUUUUUUUUGUCUAGAUUAAAAGCAAAUUUUCAGUGUUGUGACUUUGUUUGGAAUAUGAAGGAAUACCAUAACAUUUCAUUUAAAUAUAUCAGAAACAAAACAACAUUUAACCACAAAAUUAUGUAAUGGUAAUACUGUUAUUGAUAAAGUGUAUGUUUAUUUAUUCUAAGAGUUUCUGUGAUAAGGUUCUAUACAAUUUAGCUGUGCUUCUACAGUUGUUAUAAAUCCAUGUACUAUUUAAACAUGCACUCGCGUGCAAAUUCAUACGUCUAGUUAUUUGAGUAUGAAAGUCUAAGAAUUGAUUGAUAAUAGAACAAGGACAAUUAGUAAAAGUACCAAGUUCAAAAGCUGGUUUUAAGUGCACGUUUUGUUUGGAUAAGAUUUUAAUAAAAGACUUUGAAAAACCAA
Molecule: messenger RNA, 2135 nt
Organism: Mya arenaria
Lineage: Eukaryota; Metazoa; Mollusca; Bivalvia; Myida; Myidae
Product: dynein regulatory complex subunit 4-like
Exons: 10
Coding region: 86-1549 (487 amino acids)
Biological process (GO): cell motility
Cellular component (GO): Golgi apparatus; motile cilium; microtubule
Molecular function (GO): small GTPase binding; microtubule binding
Source: RefSeq, a predicted model, not a curated record